Lactuca virosa is the source of this 315-nucleotide messenger RNA. NCBI's taxonomy places the organism in Eukaryota, Viridiplantae, Streptophyta, Magnoliopsida, Asterales, Asteraceae. The record is from the annotation of a GenBank genome assembly.
AUGGUCCUUCUUUUAUACCCGUUUCUCAUGUUUUCGCUUGGGCUUUUCAAGAGGUACCCGGGUAAGAGAAUCCUCCCCCGCUCUCCGGCGUAUGUCGUCGAGUCCCAUGCGAAGCCUUCGACCGGUCACCUUUGCACCCUACAGUUACAGGGUUUUACUUUCCGGAUGACGGAGGUGCCACCGACUCCUUCCACUUUCCCCUUAUUGCGACAAGAAGAAAGAGGGACAAAUCAACAUUCAAUUAGCUAUAGCUCAAGGCCAAAGAACUACGAUCUCGACCUGCCAGCAGCCAUGACAAAUUCCAGUGAAGCUUGA